Molecule: messenger RNA, 743 nt
Organism: Nematocida parisii ERTm1
Lineage: Eukaryota; Fungi; Microsporidia
Exons: 1
Coding region: 1-714 (237 amino acids)
Cellular component (GO): proteasome core complex; proteasome core complex, alpha-subunit complex; nucleus
Source: RefSeq, a predicted model, not a curated record
AUGUCACAGAGUAUCGACGUAAGUGGGAGGUACACAGACACAGGGAAUAUCCUACAAAUAGAAUACGCCAGGAAGGCAGCAGCAAAAGGACACACAACAAUAGGAAUACAGUAUAAAGAUGGAGUUAUACUAGCAGUGGAUAAGAAGGCACCUUCAAAAUUAGUGGACAUUAAGAAGUACCUGUUCAUAGAGAGCAUAUCCGAUGCAUUCGCACUGGCAUACACCGGAAUGGGCCAUGAUGCAUUCGUGUUAAAGCAUGAACUUAAAAAGUACUGCAUAGAAGUACUGCAGGCCAGGGAGAGGGAACCAUUAGAGGAAGAAAUGCUUGAUCAGAUCAGGAUGUAUUUAGUACACUUUACGUCAUAUAUGUCAUGGAGACCUGUCGGGUGCGAGUUCUUGCUGUCCUCACAGGGUGCACAGGGCGUGAACCUAUUCCAUAUUGAUCCGUCAGGUGCAGUGAAUAAGUGCCGUGCUUAUGCGGUUGGUCUUAAUGCACAGGCUGCUAAGACUGAGUUAGAGAAGGUUCAGGACAUAACCACACGGGAUGAUGCCGUACAAGCAGCCAUCCGGGUACUUCACUUAUCCAAGGAUGAGCUGUCAGAUGGCUUGUUUGUUAUUGAGAUGGUUGAGGUGUCUAAGGAUGCUGGGAUUAAACGGGUGCCUGAGGAUGAGAUUAAUUCAAUUUCUGAGGGGUUUAUUAGUGGGCACAGUUAGUGGAUUAUAUUUUGAUAUUCGGGUUAAUU